Messenger RNA from Seminavis robusta, 2186 nucleotides. Lineage: Eukaryota; Bacillariophyta; Bacillariophyceae; Naviculales; Naviculaceae. The record is from the annotation of a GenBank genome assembly.
UCCUUCUACACAAAACGAUCAGUGAUAGACGAGGAUGCUGCCAUCUCUAGCUGGCUACUAGCUAGCUAGCCUGGAGUCAGAUACAUGUAGAUUGGCAGGAAGUGAUUUUUCGAAGCAGCAGCUAAAGCAUUGGGUACCUGGUUCCUGGUACCAUUCUUCACAAAACCAUCUGUGAGUGACUGAUGAGCACUGUCAUCUCUACCGUACGUACUCCAGAAGUAGCUGGCAGCCAACUGCCAGAGAUUGGCAGGAAGUGACAGUGUUUUGAGAGUGGGCUUCUACCAAAGUUACUGAAGCAGCAUCUCCAACAUUCAAACGGCAAGCACAAGCAACCCUCUACACAGAUGUAAUCAACUAACUUGUCUCUACAUGAAUUGAGAGACUGAGUGACUGAGUCGCGUCACCUAGAACAAUGUUGUUGUUCUCAUGCGGCUUCCCACCGAGACAAACCAGUGCGGAAGACAGUCUUUUUAAAGGUUGAAAUGACUCCUGAUAGAGGCUUUUCUCUGUUUCUCCGAGAUUUUGGCUGUUUGUUUGGCUUGCUAGCUAGAGUACUAGUAACGGAACACAUGUACAGUACUGGCUAGCUAGCUAGUAGCAGCUGGUACAUCACCAUUUCUUUAUUCUUGCUGUUGGUUUUUGUGUUCCUGUUUUUGUUGUUCCAUUUAUUUUUCUUUUUUGUUGAGCACCAUGAAACUGUUGGCAUCAUCAUCAUCAUCCUCUUCAUCCACGAUGAUGCCUGUUACACAACGUCUACUAGUAGUACAUGUGGCAUUGCUGCUGUCUGGCCUUUCGAGUGUUUCCGCCGAAUUGCGACGCAACGGCGAGAUUUGCGUUUCGCCUACCAACACCUACACAGCCAAGGUAGACAUCCACGCGUCUGAGAGAGGCUACUAUGUGUUUGAAGAAUGCGGGGAAGACUGGGUCAAUCCAACCAUUGGCCUGGAAUUUGGACAAGUCUACACCUUUAUCCAAAAGCACAAAAGCAAUUACUGGCAUCCCAUUGAUUUUAGCUACUUUCCAGAUGCUCAUCACGUGGGAGCAGAACUCCUAGAUCCACGUACCAAGGGCAAUGACGGUGGGGACUCCAUCAUUAGUAAUUUGCCAAAUCAGCAAACUACCACUACUAGUGCUGCUUCUGCCAAUGGUCCAGCAGACACUUGUGCCACCAACAUGACCUGCCCUGCUCCCAUGUACUUUUUGAAUGAUGGGUAUCUGGGAACGUACAGCAACAUUAAAGAAGUUGCACCCAUCACAAGCAACGAACACGACAUUGGACUCGAACUAUACGAAGACUUUUUCUUCAAGUCCAUGGCCACUUGGACCGGAUUCGGAACUUUUUCCAUCCAACUCAAGUUCGACGAUGAAUCGUACACUGGAAAGGAUAUUUUCUAUUACUGUCGAAUCCAUCAGUUCAUGGCCGGACGAAUGAAGCUACUCAAGAACGGGGUUCCUGUCAAUGAACAGGACGAUCCACCCAUGUACUUUGAAAUGGAAACACCGGGACAGUUCGAUGCCAUGUGUGGAACCUACGGUUUGGAUGCGUUCCAACUACCGCAUCCUCAAUGCCCCGAUCGAUUCGUUUGCGAUGUCGAUGAACGCAUGAGAGACUUUGCUUCCUGCAUCGACGCCAUGGAUUGCCACAUGAUACUUGGCAUGACGACCAAGGUUUCGUCCAAGACGGAAUUGGCCUUGUUUGUGCAUCAAAUGAUUCCGCAUCAUCAGAACGCCGUGAACAUGGCCAAGGCAUUGUUAAAGGCUGGCUUUUUACCAUGUGACGAUUUGACGAAUGAGGAGGAUCCGUACUGUAUCAUGCAAUCGCUGUUGUAUGGUAUCGUGAAUCGUCAGAAUCACGAGAUUGGAGUGAUGAGCAAGAUUUUGGCGGGUUUGAAUCUUCCUCCUACGGACGAUUGCGAAGUGUUGGUGGGGGACGAAGGUCUGCAUGGAUCGAGUCGAGGAUUGAAGGGGAUGGCAGUGACUGCCGCUGGUGCCAUGUUUGGAGCCGCCGCUCAUGCAUUUUAGGUAGAUCUAGUCUAAACAUACAUUACAUGCAGCUGGCUGUACUAGUAGCUAUGCAUAUUAGUAAAUGGCAAAAGGCUUGACUGAGCAUGAGGCCAAACGAUACAAUCCAACCAGCAUCCAGGUGUGUAAUUCGAUAGUUCCUAUAUGGAUGAUGGCAAGGCAUA